AGAGGGACCCGCAGCAGAAAGCCCACGUUGGCCGCUGCAGCGAGCGCAGCACCGAGAGGCAGGAGACUGCGAAUUCCGGCGCCGACGCCGCGGCCACGGCCGGGCGCACACAUCCUCUUCCCUACCGUCCCCUCUGCGAGUGGGGUUUGCUGGGCAGCCGGGGGAGCCCUGAAAGGAAAGCAAGAUCUUGGCCGCCUCAGCUUGAGGAGGCGAACGGCGCGCGGAGAUUUGAGAAGCGACAGCGCGGGAGGGUGGAGGGUCGCGGAGUUUGUGAGCGAAAAGGAAGUUAAGCCUCCGGAGAAGACUGGCUUUUCGGGACACCUUGUCACCACAGCCUGGGCCCUACGACGGGGUGAACUCCACGGUGGCCCUGGGAGCCGGGGACCGGCGUGCGCUGCGAUGAUGCCCGGCGUCCCCGCUAGCCCGUGAGCGGCCCCGCUCCCCUGCCGCCCCGGGUCCUUCUCCACCGCCCGGGAGGGCGAGGGGCAGCGAGGCCUGCGAGUGCCCGCGCCGUGACCCGCCCAAGGGCGAGGGCGCAGGCUGUAGUGCAGCCCUGACACGGACACACCUGGCCUGGACCGUGCGCCUUGUGGGGCUCCCCUUCCUCUGCUUCAAAGUGAUUCUCCCGGUGAUCACCCCUUCGCCACUCCUCCAGCCUGGGCAACUCGGGGCGCCCUAGACGACCAUGAGAGAUAAGGACUGAGGGCCAGGAAGGGGAAGCGAGCACGCCGAGAGGUGGCGGGGGCUGCUCACGCCAAGGGCCACAGCGGCCGCACUCCGGCCUCGCUCCGCCGCUCCGCGCCUCGCGGGGCCCGCGGGGGCAGCCCGGCCCGGCGGGGAUGCCGGGGCUGGGACGGAGGGCACAGUGGCUGUGCUGGUGGUGGGGGCUGCUGUGCAGCUGCUGCGGGCCCCCGCCUCUGUGGCCGCCCUUGCCCGCCGCCGCCGCGGCCGCCGCCGCCGGGGGGCAGCUUCUGGGGGACGGAGGGAGCCCCGGCCGCGCGGAGCCGCCGCCACAGCCGCCACAGUCCUCCUCCUCAGGCUUCCUCUACCGGCGACUCAAGACGCACGAGAAGCGGGAGAUGCAGAAGGAGAUCCUCUCGGUGCUGGGGCUCCCGCACCGUCCCCGACCCCUGCACGGCCUCCAGCAGUUGCAGCCCCCGGCGCUACCGCAGCAGCAGCAGCAACAGCUGCCUCGCGGGGAACCCCCUCCGGGGCGGCUAAAGUCAGCACCCCUCUUCAUGCUGGAUCUGUACAACACCCUGUCCGCCGCCGACGACGACGAGGAUGGGGCAUCGGAGGGAGAGAGGCCGAAGCCCUGGCCCCACGGAGGAGCCAGCUCGUCCCAGCCCCGGCAGCCGUCCCCUGGCACUGCACACCCGCUCAAUAGCAAGAAUCUUCUGGCCUCCGGUUCUGGUGGCGGCGGCGCGUCCACGCUGACAAGCGCGCAGGACAGCGCCUUCCUCAACGACGCAGACAUGGUCAUGAGCUUUGUGAACCUGGUGGAGUACGACAAGGAGUUCUCCCCCCGCCAGCGACACCACAAAGAGUUCAAGUUCAACUUAUCCCAGAUUCCUGAGGGUGAGGCGGUGACGGCUGCAGAAUUCCGCAUCUACAAGGACUGUGUUGUGGGGAGUUUUAAAAACCAAACUUUUCUUAUCAGCAUUUACCAAGUCUUACAGGAGCAUCAGCACAGAGACUCUGACCUAUUUUUGUUGGACACCCGCGUAGUGUGGGCCUCAGAAGAAGGCUGGCUGGAAUUUGACAUCACAGCCACUAGCAAUCUGUGGGUUGUGACCCCACAGCAUAACAUGGGGCUUCAGCUGAGCGUGGUGACACGGGAUGGAGUCCACAUCCACCCCCGAGCUGCAGGCCUGGUGGGCAGAGACGGCCCUUACGAUAAGCAGCCCUUCAUGGUGGCUUUCUUCAAAGUGAGCGAGGUCCACGUGCGCUCCACCAGGUCAGCCUCCAGCCGGCGCAGACAACAGAGCCGCAACCGCUCCACCCAGUCCCAGGACGUGUCCCGGGUCUCUAGUGCUUCAGAUUACAACAGCAGUGAGCUGAAAACAGCCUGCCGGAAGCAUGAGCUUUAUGUAAGCUUCCAAGACCUGGGGUGGCAGGACUGGAUCAUCGCACCCAAGGGUUACGCUGCCAAUUACUGUGAUGGAGAAUGCUCCUUCCCGCUCAAUGCACACAUGAAUGCGACCAACCAUGCGAUUGUGCAGACCUUGGUUCAUCUUAUGAAUCCUGAGUAUGUCCCCAAACCAUGCUGUGCACCAACCAAACUAAAUGCCAUCUCAGUUCUUUACUUUGAUGAUAACUCCAAUGUCAUCUUGAAAAAAUACAGGAACAUGGUUGUAAGAGCUUGUGGAUGCCACUGACUUGAAACCAGCCGCAGGGGACACAUGUUCUACCUUGGAUUCCUACAUCACAUCUGCCUUAAAAAUACACAGAAACAGUUAAGUGGGAUGAUAAGACUUUGAAACCAUCUCAUGCCGGUGCCUUACUGCCUAAGGGAGAUUUUAAAGGACCUUGUUAAUAAUAAUUUCUCACUUCAUAAACCUGAGUAGUUGUUGAUCUAUAGGAAACUGACUUUGAAUGUCUGUAGUGUAAGGUCUGGUAACUGCAAAAACAUAACCUUGAAGGCUGCCCCCCCCCAAAAAAAAACCCUAUCAAAAUUAGUUUUAAUUAUAGAGCAAGUUAUUUGGGGUGUAAGUAAAUGGAAAAUCUCAAAGGUGUAAGUAUUCCUGGCUGAAGUAUCAGCUGGCACAGUCUAUCAAAGGUAGGUUAUACAGGUUACCAAAACUGGUGUGAGGAUGCCUGUAUUUACAGAUUUCAUUCCCAGGAAGGUCAAUUUCACAAGGGCUGGACAGCCUAGGGUUGUAACCAGGCCUCUGUGGAGGUGCCUUUUGUCUCAAUUGUUGCUAUUUGUGCUGGAGUUAUGUUGUGUAAAAAUAAAUGUGCUUAUUUCAGUUGAAAUGAACCAUAUCAUUUCCACACCUCAGUCUUCCCAUUUUCUAUAUUCUUUGCUAUACGAAAAGUAGACUUAUCGUACUUUGAGGUGGGGCUGCGUGGGGUGAGAAGAAUUUCUGUAAACCCCAUAAUGUGGGAAAGAAUUCUGCACCAUCUUCUGUCUUGGAGUGGCUCUUUGGCAAACACAUUAACUUCAGGAACGUUGGCUCUACGAUCUCAUCUGCUUCAGUAAAAUGGUUCUUUGCCUUUUUUGCUCUACAACGUACCAUGUCACAAGGUUUGAACCAACAAGGAAAUAUGACAAGGGGGUGCCCAGUCUUUCAGAUUUGAUUUGGGGAGAUAAGCAUGCUGUUGAUGAAACAAAAUCACAAUUUUCUCUCAUAGAAAGUUAAGACUCAGAUAACAUUUUAGAAUAUUUUUUAAAUGUCUUUUUCACAAUCAUGUACUGGGAAAACCAAUUUCAUACUAAACUGAUUACAUAAUACAUUUAUAAUCUAUAACUGUUUGCACUUACAGCUUUUUUUUGUAAAUAUAAACUAUAAUUUAUUGUCUAUUUUAUAUCUGUUUUAAUGUAACUUUUAAGGAAAGACCAGACUUUUUAAAAAAGAGUUUAUUUAGAAAGUAUCAUAGUGUAAACAAAUUGUACCACUUGACUUUCUCUGAAUACAAGACUCAUGAUGCAAAGCUGAAGCGACACUCAUGUGCUUCUCUAGAAGUUGGGGUUUUUUGUUUUAAAGAACAUCUGUGAAUCACACGUGAUUAAUAAAGAUUUCCUUUAAGGCA
This is a messenger RNA of Nycticebus coucang (slow loris), 3753 nucleotides long. It is a transcript of the gene BMP6, whose product is annotated as bone morphogenetic protein 6. The record is from RefSeq and is a predicted model, not a curated record. Gene Ontology annotation, biological process: SMAD protein signal transduction. The transcript is spliced from 7 exons. Gene Ontology annotation, molecular function: growth factor activity; cytokine activity. The coding region runs from base 840 to 2378 and encodes 512 amino acids. NCBI's taxonomy places the organism in Eukaryota, Metazoa, Chordata, Mammalia, Primates, Lorisidae. Gene Ontology annotation, cellular component: extracellular region.